This is a messenger RNA of Mya arenaria, 2175 nucleotides long. Its product is annotated as galactose-1-phosphate uridylyltransferase-like. Gene Ontology annotation, molecular function: UDP-glucose:hexose-1-phosphate uridylyltransferase activity; zinc ion binding. Gene Ontology annotation, biological process: beta-D-galactose catabolic process via UDP-galactose, Leloir pathway. The transcript is spliced from 9 exons. The coding region runs from base 40 to 1104 and encodes 354 amino acids. Gene Ontology annotation, cellular component: cytoplasm. The record is from RefSeq and is a predicted model, not a curated record. NCBI's taxonomy places the organism in Eukaryota, Metazoa, Mollusca, Bivalvia, Myida, Myidae.
GUCUGUAUCUUGUAGGCGCUUAUUGAAAAGUGAAGGCUGAUGGCAAAAUUUGAUUCCCAAGACCACCAACAUCUUCGUUACAACCCAUUGCGGGAUGACUGGGUGCUGGUGUGCCCCCACCGAAUGAAGCGACCAUGGGCAGGGCAUGUUGAGAAGCCGGAGGAAGAACAGAUACCCAGACACGACCCCAAGAACCCACUAUGUCCUGGCAACACAAGGCCAAAUGGCAAAGUGAAUCCAGACUAUGAGAGCACAUUCUUGUUCACCAAUGAUUUUCCCGCUCUUUUGGAGGAAGGUCCUGCACCAGAGGAGAGCUCUGACCCCCUGUUUCGCUGUGCUGAGGCCCGGGGUACGUGCAAGGUGAUGUGUUUUCACCCCUGGUCUGACAUCACCCUGCCCCUUAUGUCGCUCCCUGAGAUUCGGGUCGUGAUCGACAAAUUGGCGGAGAUCAACAUUGAUCUUGGGAAGAAGUAUACAUGGGUUCAGAUAUUUGAGAACCGUGGUGCUAUAAUGGGCUGCUCCAAUCCCCACCCCCACUGUCAGGUGUGGGCGAGCUCCUACCUCUCUAACGAACCCUCCAUCAAACACCGAACACAGCGGGAGUACCACCUCAAACACAACUCCAAUAUGCUGCUGGAUUAUGUUAAUAGGGAAUUACAAAAGAAGGAGCGGGUGAUCCUGGAAAACGAACACUGGGUGUGGCUUGUGCCAUACUGGGCAGUCUGGCCAUAUGAGACAAUACUACUGCCCAAAGCCCACGUGCUGCGAAUAGAAGAUCUGACAGAAUCUCAAAAAGAUGCCCUGGCAGACAUCACCAAGAGGCUGCUUACCAAGUAUGAUAACCUGUUUGAAGUUUCUUUCCCCUAUUCUAUGGGAUGGGUCGGUGCUCCCACUGGCAAGUACCUGUCUGAGGACUGCAAUUUCUGGCAGCUGCAUGCAGUGUACUACCCUCCAUUAUUACGUUCAGCCAAGGUGAAAAAGUUCAUGGUGGGUUAUGAGAUGUUGGCCACAGCACAGAGAGACCUCACAGCAGAACAGGCAGCAGAAAAAUUGAAAGGUUUACCAGAGGAACAUUACAAGAACAGAAAAUCAGACAGUAGUUAAUGAUAGCUUCAUAGCUAGAUUUGCUGUGUAUAAUUAUGCUAGAGUCUAAUUUUGGCCAUCUACAGAAAAUAGAGCAUCUGUUCUUUGGCCUCUGUGGUACUUUUUAGAACUGAUAAAUGAAUGUGAUCGUAGCAAAUAUCCAAUAAAACAUUGUAGCAGUAUUCUGAAUGGUGACAAUCAAGUUAUGUUCUUAAGUAAUAAUUAUUGUGUUGAAGUUUAACUUUUAUUUAGAAUGAUUGUACAAUAAGUUAUGAAGGCAUAAGGCAACUCCUUUUUAUUUUUUGUUCCUUGGAUUUUAGCCAGAAAAAUGGUAGGUGAGACAAAUCAAUGAGCAAAAUAAGAAAAGUUGAAUAAAUUAUGAUCCUUCACCAAACAUUAAACAAAUUUUCUUUUGUUUUUAAGCUAGAAUUCAAGAAAAAUGUCAGUUUUAUGGCAUUAGUUGUAUAACUGUGUGAUAGACAUAUCGACAUAUAAUUGUAUUGCAGUGAAAAUAACAGCAUAUAAAUAACAUGAUAUUUCACAGAAAAUAAUAAUAUUAUUAAAAUAGAAUUUUACUUUAUAUAUAUUAUUGAACAUUUUUUGUGUUAAGGAUUGUAAAAUAUAUAAUGUAUUAUACUUCAGAUAUAAGUGAUUUUUACUUUCAUCUUAGAUUUACUGUCUGUUAUAGUCUGUAUUACCUGCAGCAAAAAAACAUGAUAAAGAAACAAGAAUGAAAACUCUUAGUUUGUAACUGCUGAUGCAUUAAAUUAACUCGCUCAUGGUUUGUAACAUGCAUUUUUAGCUCGAUUAUUCCAAGAAUAUGUAGAGCUAUACUACUCACCCUGGCGUCAGCGUCGGCGUUGGCGUCACACCUUGGUUAAGGUUUUGCAUGUUAGCACCUUUAAGUCAUUAUCUCAGCUUGAAAAUGUGCAGGGAGAAUAAUAUAGAUGUAUGUAGGUUGUUAUGGGGUUUAUUUUGAUUGGAGUUUUCUAUUAACCAUUAUUUGUUACAUUUGUUAAUUUGAUAGUACCUUUUGCUGUCAACUGAUACUGAUAUUGGAAUGUUGAUGGAAUAAAAAAAAAAUGAACUGGA